Molecule: messenger RNA, 4173 nt
Organism: Tympanuchus pallidicinctus (lesser prairie-chicken)
Lineage: Eukaryota; Metazoa; Chordata; Aves; Galliformes; Phasianidae
Gene: SLC14A2
Product: solute carrier family 14 member 2
Exons: 16
Coding region: 5-2545 (846 amino acids)
Biological process (GO): urea transmembrane transport
Cellular component (GO): membrane
Molecular function (GO): urea transmembrane transporter activity
Source: RefSeq, a predicted model, not a curated record
CCUCAUGUUUCAGCUGGUGGACUGGAUCUUGCGAGGCACCUCUCAAGUGAUGUUUGUCAACAACCCUCUCAGUGGGCUCAUCAUUUUAGUGGGGCUUUUCAUCCAGAAGCCAUGGUGGCUGCUGACGGGCUGUGUUGGAACUGUCACAUCAACGUUAACUGCUCUGGCUCUCAGUCAGGAGAGAUCAGCCAUUGCAUCAGGGCUGCACGGCUAUAAUGGGAUCCUGGUGGGAGUGCUCAUGGCUGUCUACUCGGAUAAGGGAGAUUACUACUGGUGGCUUCUUACCCCUGUGGCAGUUAUAUCCAUGGCCUGUCCAGUCCUGUCCAGUGCUUUGGGAUCUAUUUUCAGUAGAUGGGACCUUCCUGUACUCACUCUGCCCUUCAAUACUGCGGUGACUUUGUACUUGGCAGCCACAGGACACUACAACCUUUUUUUUCCUACAACCCUCAUCAAGCCUGUAGCAUCGGUGCCCAAUAUCACCUGGUCUGCAAUCAAUGUGCCUCUGCUCUUGCAGUCCAUCCCAGUUGGUGUUGGUCAAGUGUACGGCUGUGAAAACCCCUGGACUGGAGGCAUCUUCCUUGUUGCUUUAUUCAUCUCUUCCCCACUUAUUUGCUUACAUGCUGCAAUUGGAUCUACAGUUGGAAUGCUUGCAGCACUGAGUAUUGCAGCACCAUUUGACAGCAUCUACCUUGGCUUACACAAUUACAAUUGCGCUCUCGCAUGCAUUGCAAUUGGAGGCAUGUUCUAUGCCCUGACUUGGCAGACUCAUUUGCUGGCCCUUUCUUGUGCACUGUUUUGUGCCUACUCUGGAGCAGCUCUUACUAAUGCACUAUCUGUGCUUGGACUACCACUCUGUACCUGGCCUUUUUGCUUCUCGGCGCUUCUCUUUUUGCUGUUAACCUCAGACAACCCGGACAUCUACAAAAUCCCCCUCUGCAAAGUCACCUACCCGGAAGCAAACAGGAUCUACUAUCUGAGAAUGAAGAGAAGAGCAUCAGAAAGCAGAAGAGAAGAGCAGAAGCGAAAGGAGCAGGAACCUUCUGGCGACUCAAGAAUAAGCACAGGUGGCACUCCCUUGUGCACCCCCAAAAACAGUCGCACAGGGAAGACGACAUUUGGAGAGGCUUUUGGCAAGAGACCAAGGACAGAACAAGAGGAAAGGUGGGGAAUUCAAGAGGGAACCUUCUUGACAUUUGUUUGGAGCUCACAAAGUGGGAGGAGAGACCAACUAAUUAGUGAUAUCAGAACAGGAGCCAUGCUAGCCUAUAUAAACUGGUGGGGCAUUUUCUUUUCUCCGCUCUUAUCCCUGCUUUCCUUAGUAGCCAGCAAAGAGACAGCUGUCCCCGAGGUCAUCCAAAAGGCUCAGAUCCUCACCAUGGAAAACAGCGUUGAUGUCAAGAUAGAAACCAGGGGGGAAAGAAAGCCAAAGAAGCAAAGUCAGUUAAGUAGAGGUGGAAAGAGAGUCUGCAGAGCUGUUGGGUACAUCACAGGAGACAUGAAGGAAUUUGGUGCCUGGCUGAAAGAUAAGCCCAUCAUGAUCCAGUUUGUUGACUGGGUGCUGCGUGGGAUCUCCCAGGUGAUGUUUGUCAAUAAUCCCCUCAGUGGUCUGAUCGUAGUUGCUGGUUUCCUGGUGCAGAACCCAUGGUGGACACUCACAGGCUGCUUAGGAACAGUUGUCUCAACCUUAACAGCACUUAUUCUGGGUCAAGACAGAUCGGCCAUAGCAGCAGGCUUGUAUGGCUAUAAUGGGGUCUUGGUGGGAUUGCUCAUAGCAGUCUUCUCUGCUAAGGGAGAUUACCAUUGGUGGCUUCUACUGCCGGUGGCACUGGUGUCAAUGACAUGCCCUGUUUUCACCAGCGCUUUAGGUUCAGUCUUCUCUAAGUGGGAUCUGCCUGUUUUCACCUUGCCUUUCAACUUGGCCUUGACCCUCUAUCUGGCUGCAUCAGGACCCCAUAACCUCUUCUUCCCUACAACCGUCAUUCAGCCUGCAACAUCAACACCAAACAUCACCUGGACAGACGCUGACAUGUCAAUGCUGCUGCAAUCCAUUCCAAUUGGGGUGGGCCAGGUUUAUGGCUGUGAUAAUCCCUGGACUGGGGGGAUUUUCCUGCUUGCUCUAUUUAUCUCAUCUCCACUCAUCUGCCUGCAUGCAGCAGUCGGAUCAGCAGUGGGGAUGUUGGCAGCACUGAGCUUAGCAACACCUUUUAGCACGAUCUACUCUGGUUUAUGGAGCUACAACAGCUCCCUCUCAUGCAUUGCCAUUGGGGGCAUGUUCUACGCAUUCACCUGGCAGACACAUUUGCUGGCAAUUGCCUGUGCACUCUUCAGUGCCUAUCUGGGAGCGACAAUGACGAAUAUGUUGUCUGUGUUCGGGGUGCCACCAGGAACCUGGUCUUUCUGUUUAUCCGCGCUGACCUUUCUGUUAAUGACCACAAACCACUCAGCCAUCUACAAGCUUCCGCUCUCCAAAGUCACCUAUCCAGAAGCCAAUCGAGCAUAUUAUCUGAAGAUGAAGAAACAUCACAUGUCUUGCUGUGACGUAUAAAGCCGGAAUAAGAGACAUCCCUCACAGAUUGUAAGGCAGGAGCACAAGGUUCCCUCCUAAAAAGAAUAAAUAAAUAAAUACAUACAUACAUACAUACAUACAUACAUAUUUUUGUGCUCUAAAGUAAAAAAAAAGACCAAAAACCCCAAAAGCCCCAUCAUCUUUGAACAGGGAGACUUUUUCCAUCACAAUUUUUUGUUCUGCCCUGAUUAGAUAGAAAAUUGCUGUGCUGGAAGGAUUUUCAUAAGACCAACCUGUCACAGUUUAGAAGCACAUAUGCCUGGAAAGACACUUGAGUUUUAAAAAGUGGGGAAGUGACUCAGAGGUGGCAAAGAAAAUUCUAUUUGUGAAAUCUGAGUCACUGUAAUCAGAUGUAAAGUAACGAAGAUCAGAGCAUAUCUCAGCUCUUUAUUAGGAGUACUAUUUAAAGGCUUAAAGACCAGCUUACUACAGCAAUAGGAUUCACCUUAGAGAGCUUCAUAGUGGCAGAGAACUGGAACAAAGAGUACCAUUUGCUAAGUAGGAAAUAGGAAAUGAAGAAAUCUUCCUGGAAAAUCUUCAAGCCCAGUGGAGAAAGCUGUGAAUUAAUAACCAUCACACAUGUGAUGGACACAGAUGAAUUGCAAGCAGCUUUGCUAAUACUCGCAAGUCUUGUCAUGAAAGUCAAAAUAAGGAGAAAGAAGGAAUUGCCUAUAAGCCCCAGAUUUGAGGUGUUCUAGUUUGUACUAGAUUACAACAGUUCGUGAAAAAAAUUGUUUCAAUCCUACCCUGUUGCACAGAAAAUUCAAGGCCAAGAAUGUAGAUGCCAGUAAAAAGAACGUUUUUCUAUAAUAAUAAAUACAAUGAUUUUAUGUUUAUAUCAGCAUUUCACUUAAUACUCAAACUUGGUUAUGGGUUAGCAAAGGAGGGGACAGCAGCAAAGCCACUGCUACCUCUUCUCUAUGAAAAAAGAAUGGCUCUGUUUAGCCCAACCCACAAGCAGAACUAACUUGACCUGAUUUUCUCAGCCUCUGAAUUGAUGUAAUCAACUUCAAGUAAUGAUGUCAUGCAAAGCAGUUAGGGGAAUAUGAGCAUUCAGUUUUACCUCAAGGCCUUUAUAAAAGGCAAUGGGAGUUACCCAACAUCAUAACUUCUACCAGCACACCGGAUCAUUCAUAAUGGGAUUGAUUAAUCAGACCUCCAAGAGAUGCACAGCUGGUACUGAACAUAGAUCUGUGGCAAUAAUUGGUAGCAAAGAUACCAGUUAGAGAAUACGGGCCAGAUACAUUUUCACCACAGAUAUUUUCCUCCAUGCUUAGAUCAUUCAGUUGGCAUUAGCCUAUGCACUUCAAUCAUAGAAUCAUAGAAUGCUUUGGGUUGGAAGGGACCUUAAAGUUCACCUGGAUCCAACUCCCCUGACAAAGGCAGAGUUGUCAACCACUGAUCAUAAUGUCACUCCUGUUCCUGUUGAGGCAGAGAUAAAAGAAAAGUAGCUUACAAUUCAUACUGCUGAUUUUUGAGCUUGGGAAAAAAAAAAAAUACCACCUUUUUAUGAGCACCAAAAAGACCCAAGAGAGAAGCGUUUGGGAUGAAUUGUUGGCAGCAUUUUCUGAUGAACCUUUGCAUUUUCAUGUAUUUUACAGUUUUUC